CUGGAGUUUUGCAACAUGGCGCCUCACACUUUGAUGUUGUUUUGAGUGUUUUGGAAUUUUAGGCCCCUUUUAACUGAAGUUAAGAAUGAAUUCGUACAUAACCAAAGGCCGUGUGGCCGUGGCGAGUUGUGUCGCGCUGCUUGGGGCUGCCUGCUACGGUGUCAUAGUGUAUCCCAUGAAACACGCGCAAGAAUACAUGCGUAUCCAGGAUGAAGUACGGCAAGGGAUAGACCGAGAACAAAUCCAGCCUGGAGGCAUGAGGAUAUGGUCCGACCCCUUCAAGGAGCGAGUGAAAGAAGAGCCUCUUUAUCUUCAAAAACUUAGAAAAGAGAGAGGAGGUUGAGUCAGUGUUUAGAUUGAUAGGUCACGUUAAGUAAUUAUGAUUGUAAAUAAACUGUACUUGUUUCAUAUUU
Molecule: messenger RNA, 413 nt
Organism: Thrips palmi
Lineage: Eukaryota; Metazoa; Arthropoda; Insecta; Thysanoptera; Thripidae
Product: small integral membrane protein 20-like
Exons: 3
Coding region: 86-343 (85 amino acids)
Biological process (GO): mitochondrial respiratory chain complex IV assembly
Cellular component (GO): mitochondrial inner membrane
Source: RefSeq, a predicted model, not a curated record